AGCUGAAGCCACCCCAAAAAGCCCCUCCAAAAGCCUACCCAAACUGGCCCUAAGGUUGUUAGGAGUGGCUUGGUUGGAGUUUGUGGUUUUGUUGGCCUGCUUUGGGCAUAUAUGCAUGCUUUGUCCGUCUGCUGCUGGCGACAAGUUUUCUCUUCAAGUAUCUUGGUGAAAACCCUAACGUUUGUGAGAAAGUCCGAACAGGCGGCAGGGUUGAACAGACUUAGGAUGGCAUAUUCAGGCUACUCGGUAGAAAAAGAAAAAGAACUUUAUGCGUUUGAUGACCUAAAAAUCGGCGUCAAAGGGCUUUCAGACUCCGGCGUGACCAGAAUUCCUAGAAUUUUCAUCCACCCACCGGAGACCGUAAAGAACACCGCGCCAGAAAAUGGUGUCAAACUUCAAAUCCCAAUUGUUGAUCUCAAAGACAUUGGAAAUUAUCACGCUCGAGAAGAAAUGGUCAAAGAAAUCAAAGAUGCGUGUGAAACAUGGGGUUUCUUUCAGAUAGUUAACCAUGGAGUUCCACUCGCUGUUAUGGACGAGAUGCUUGAAGGUAUUCAUAGAUUUCAUGAGCAGCCUGCAGAAGACAAGACGAAUUUGUACUCUCGUGACUUUAAGAAUUCAGUCAACUUUUAUUGCAGUGGAGAUCUGAAAGUGCGUGCAAAAUCAGCUGCAGAUUGGAGAGACACCUUAUCAUGCAGAGCCGUAGACGAUAAUUGGGACUUUGAAGCACUGCCUCAAGUGUGCAGAGGUGAAGUAAGUGAGUACAUCAAAAACUUGAUUGAACUUCAGGAUGUGCUAUCCGAACUACUAUCGGAAGCAUUGGGACUUAGGAAAGAUCACCUAGCACGCAUGGGGUGCUUGAGGUCUUUCUCAUUGUCAUGCCACUAUUAUCCUAUCUGCCCAGAGCCUGAACUGACUCUAGGCACAAUCAAACACUCUGAUCCCUCAUUUCUUACCUUAGUUCUGCAAGACGAUAUUGGAGGACUCCAAGUUCUCCACAAGGAUCAAUGGGUUGACGUACCACCUGUGGAUGGAGCAUUUGUAGCAAAUCUUGGUGACCUUAUGCAGCUGGUUACCAAUAACAGAUUCAAGAGUGUGGAACAUAGAGUGCUAGCUACGCCGCUUGUGAAGCCACGGAUAUCAGUUGCAUCUUUCUUUGCUCCUAAGGAUAGCGACAAACGCGUCAAGCCAUAUGGGCCUAUAAAGGAGCUUCUAUCUGAGAACAAUCCCCCAAUAUACAGGGAAACCCUAUACGGAGAAUAUACUGGCUAUUACAGAGUUAAUGGACAAAAUGGCAGCUCUGCCCUGGCUAACUUCAGGCUGCAUUGAGACCAUGCUAUGGACUUUCUUGAAUGCCAAAAUCAGAUCUAUUAAAAUGCACUGCAUGCAUGCUAAAUAUUUCAGAUAAUAAGUUUAGCAGCAGGUUACUACUCCUUAAUUUCCCUUUCGAAAGCAUCUUAAGCCUAUCUACGGUUAUUACAUUACUCUUGUAGUCCCUAACAAGCAUAUUUAUUGUUCAAUGAAGUUAGACCCCUAUAUUCUGUGAAGAACAAAUUUCCAGCAAAUGUAUUUUGGGAAAAAUAAUGGAUUUUUGUAUAUACUAUAAUUCUGCAGGAAAAAAAAAUCAAUUUUACUACGCUUGUCAGGGUCAGUUUUCUGUGCCACAGUUCAAAGGUUAGAAUAAACAUAUAACGCGGCUCUGGCUUAGUGGCAUUUCAUUUGGUCUGAAGCAUUUUCCUGCCCUCUUCAAUGUUACUUUCCCAAAUAAAUUUUUCUCUUGACGGAGACUUCACAGUUUGUAAAUAAAAUGCUAUAAAUCAGAGAAAAGUUCAGGAACAUAAACUCAAGCCGACAGAGACUUCAAGAAAUGAAUAACGUUUGGCGAGAAGCUGGCUGAGAUUUGUGAGCCGCAAAUGUAUGAAUUUUCCUUUUACUUCCAAAUAUCAAAUAAAUGAAUCUAUACUUGACUAAAAGUACUGCAGAUUAUUGAAACCUUUGAGACCCUAUGCAGGUGACUUAUAUUUUUCUCUUCAACAU
This is a messenger RNA of Argentina anserina (silverweed cinquefoil), 2034 nucleotides long. Its product is annotated as 1-aminocyclopropane-1-carboxylate oxidase homolog 1-like. The record is from RefSeq and is a predicted model, not a curated record. The transcript is spliced from 4 exons. Lineage: Eukaryota; Viridiplantae; Streptophyta; Magnoliopsida; Rosales; Rosaceae. The coding region runs from base 112 to 1326 and encodes 404 amino acids.